Molecule: messenger RNA, 1167 nt
Organism: Stylonychia lemnae
Lineage: Eukaryota; Ciliophora; Spirotrichea; Sporadotrichida; Oxytrichidae
Source: the annotation of a GenBank genome assembly
AUGACAAUACCAAGAAUAAAUCUCAUUUCUAGUGAGGGCAAUCUUAUUGUGCCUAACACAGCGAGAUUAGAGUCGAAGAAAUUUGAUAAAGAUUUUAACUUGGAUUUCUUCAAAUUAAACCACAAAGAGAUCAAUAAUGUCACUAAACUUCUAGUCAAAAAUCUAUCAAAUCACUUAAUUAUUGGAACUAAGAAAAGAUUACGCAGUUUGCAAGACAGAUUGCAAGCGGAAGAAGAAGCGAAGCACUAAAGAUCCAAUACUAAGGGCCCAAGAAAGAAAGAAGAGAAGCAUGAGGACAUUCCUAUCACUCAAAGAUGGAAGAAGUAAUCCUAUUUGCAUUUCAAACUACCACUUAACGACUUCAUUGACAGAGAAAAAUCUAAGAAAGAGGUAAGAACUGAUAAGAUACCUCAAGAAGUCUCAAACUACAUUGAAAUAUGUCUUAAAGAUAAAAAGCAUAAAUUUAAGGAUCAGCAAUAACAAUCGAUUCUGUAGUAAGACUAGUCAAUGUUUGGAAGCACAACUGUGCUACACAAAUAGUCAUUAAUGAAUAGAGUUGUAAAAUCAUAACUAGGCAACUAUCAUAAUAACUAACUCAUGUCCAGAAGCAAUUAGAUUCGUAGUUCUCAUAAUAACAUUCUUCUUAGCGAUCAAUAAGACUAUCUUAGCAGAAUUAAUUCUCAAUAAACUCAUUUGCUGUUACCAAAAUUUAAUAAUAACAAGAGACAACUCCUAGCCAAUUAUUAUAAAUCCAUUAACAGAUUAAAACUUAAUGAUGAUCUAUCUCAGACAAUCACUUAAGACAGUACAUUAACCACACCCUCUAAAAUGGAUAGAUUAAAAGUGGAAAAAAUAACUAGAUAGUAUAAAAAGAUAUUUGAAGGCUGUAAAACUGAUAGAGGUAUGACUAAUAUUGGCUUGACCCAGAGACAGAAGCAUCUAGACAAGAAAACCGAUAAUUUGAUACAGAUCAUAAGAGAAUGUGACGACUUGAAAGAUUCGUAUCAAGAAGAAAAAAGGGAGAUGAACGAUUAUCUUGAUUAAGAAUUCGAAAAUUUCUAAAGAAGUCACUUGAGAUAGAGAGAUUUUGCCAAGACUAAAAAGCUUCUAUAUGUGAGUCCAAAAAACAGACUUAGUUUCGAUAAAAUUUUCCCCAAUCUAAAAUGA